Molecule: messenger RNA, 5653 nt
Organism: Cokeromyces recurvatus
Lineage: Eukaryota; Fungi; Mucoromycota; Mucoromycetes; Mucorales; Mucoraceae
Exons: 6
Coding region: 200-5509 (1769 amino acids)
Molecular function (GO): protein binding
Source: RefSeq, a predicted model, not a curated record
CUUAUCUCUUAAUCAUAACAAGAAAAGAAAGAACCAUCUAAAAGCAGUGUUAAGGUCAAAUAGGAAGAAGAAGUUGACUACUACUACUACUACUACUACAGUAACAGAUAACUAUCUCUCAACUCCGUCUUCCUGUACGACAACUGAACACGAAUUACCUAAAGAUAAAAUAAUUGAAAACCAAGUUACAACAACAACAAUGGAAACAACAACAAACUUAAAAAGUAAAAAUAAUAGUCAUCGUAUCACUCAGCCAUUAAGUAUGCAAUCGAGUCCUUCAAGCUUUAAUAAACCUUCAUCUCUCUCUCCUUCACCUUAUUACGACCCAUUAAAAUUAAAAAGACCUCGACGUAUAAAUUCACCCUCUAGUGUAUUAAACAGUCAUAGUGGAAUUACCACAAAGCAUUUAUCUGUCAUUAGUAGUAACUCAACUAGCGAUGCAGGUCUUUAUUCAAAUAAAAGUAAUAUCAGUAGUGUUGCUUGGACAACCUUAUCGAACGAUCCAUUCUCUCAAAUUGAAGUAAAUACAUCCGCAUUCACCGACAUCACUGACCAAUCGACUAUCUCUAGAAAAUCUUUGUAUCCUGUCUCAGAUUCCAUUACACAAACAGCAUCUUCAUCUCCUUUUCAUCAGUUCUUUAAUCAAAACAAUAACAGCCAUAAUAAUAGAAAGCAUUUAAUAAAUGCAAUCUCAACCGAGGAUAUUUUAAAUAUGUUAAACACAUAUCCUCAACAAUCACAUCUCAUCAUAAAGGAAGCAUAUCAAAGAGCUCAACAACAGAAUGAUCCUUUCGAUUGGACUCAGUUUUAUAAUGCUCUUGAACAAUACACUUCAUUCUCUUUAAUAAAUGACAGUAAUCAUAUAGCCAUUGUUUAUCUUGCUAAAUGUCUUAUCUCUGGCCUAGGCGUGACUACAGAUAUAGACCGUGGAUUCGAUUUAUUGAAAUCAAAUCCAUCAUGUGAGGCUUACUAUACCCUUGGCCAAUGUUAUCUAAAUGGUAUUCAAAUUGGGAAAAAGGUAGAUAAAACAGCAGCCUUUGAAUGUUUUAGAAGAGCGAGUGAAUGCAUGCAAAUCAAUGAGUCUACUCUAACUACAAUUGCUGAAGCACAAUGCGCAUUAGCUCGAAUGCUUUUUCAAGGUGAGGGUGUUGAACAAAAUACAAAUGAAGCAUUAAAUUAUUUACAUAAAAGUGCCAAGAAUAAUAACAUGUAUGCUCAGUUCCUUAUCGGUGUUCAUUAUGAAAGAGGGUUUGAUAUUCCACAGGAUUUAAAAAAGGCAAAAGAAUAUUAUAAAAAGAGUGCUCAACAAGGGUUUCCAGAUGCUCAGGCUGCUUUAGGUGACAGACUAAUAAUAGAACAUGAUUAUGUACAAGGAAUUGAAUGGCUGGAGAAAGCCAUACAAAAAGGAAAUAGCCGUGCACAUGUUCAGUUGGGGAUCUUGUACGAUAAGGGAGAAGGUAUUCCACAAAACAAUGACAUGGCAUUAUUUCAUUAUAAGGCUGCCGUUGAAAAUAAUAAUCACGCAGCGCAAUAUAUUCUUGGUCUUGUCUAUUAUUUCGGUCGUCUUGAUAGACAAAGGAAUCAUAAGGAAGCAAUUCGACUCAUCAAGCAAUCUGCUAUGGCAGGCUUUCCUUACGCUCAGCGAGUGCUUGGUCAACUCUAUCAACAAGGGAAUGUCAUUUUACCACCCCAGGACACAACCAUCUCAAUUGACAGUCGACAAAGGACUAAGAAAAAUGAACGUGAGGCAAUUCGAUGGUAUAAACGUGCUGCUACUACUGGUAAAGAUGUUCCUGCUAUGGCCCUUCUUGGGAAAUGCUAUGAGUACGGUAUCGGGGUUGAUAUUGAUCUGGAGAAGGCAUUAGCAUUCUAUGCCAAGGCCGCUGAGAUAGACAGUCCAUAUAUGUACAAUGUACAAAUUGAUCAGGCGCUUUUACUACAAAAACUUGCCAGACACACGGAUGCCUUCCGUCUUUAUAGCCAUGUUCUCAAAUAUGGUGAUCCUGUUAAAGAUAAACAAUCUAUUCAAACUGCACAUUUAUCUGUAGCAAGAUAUCAUCUUUGUCGGGAGGCUAUAGAAGGUAUUCAGUAUGAUCCUGUAUUAGCACAUAAAAUGCUCUUAAACUUGGUGGAGACAUCAAGUAAUCCCCAUGCUCAUUAUUGGCUAGGGUCAAUCUAUGAUGAAGGUAUCCCAGAACUUUUCGAUAUCGAUCGUCUAAAGGCAUUUCAACAUUUUAUGAUCGCUGCAGAAGGUGGUGAUAAUGAUGCCACAUUUUUGGUUGCAUAUAUGAUGUCUAAUCAGGUAAUACCACUUAAGGGGCCAGAGGACGCAUUUCCAUGGUAUCAAAAGGCUGCAAUUAAGGGUCAUCCUAUGUCUAUGCAUUCUUUGGGUCUUUGCUAUUAUAAAGGAAUUGGCCAAGAAGAUAAUAAGCCUAAUUUAGAAACAGCCUUAGAAUGGUUUCAAAAGGCAGCACGCCUUGGUAUCCAUGAGUCUAUCUCUUACAUGGCUCGUAUCUAUUUACAGUUCAUGGUAACUCAUCAUUAUGAAGGUCUUACUCAACUAGCUCAACAAGAUAGGACAAGUGCUAUUCAAUGCCUAAAACAGUCAGCUGAAAGAGAUAAUACUUAUGCUCAACGUGAAUUAGGCAAGAUGUAUUUAACUGGACACGGUCUAAACACUGAUUUCCAUAUGGCAAUCGAUUUACUUUCAAAAGCUGCUGCAAAAAAUGAUGCUGAAGCAAUGGCAUUUUUAGGAGAUUGUUACCAUAAAGGAACUGGCACAGAAAGAAAUUUAGAUAUCGCUGUAGAAUAUUAUUUAAAGGCUGCAAAGUUAGGUUACCCUUAUGCUUAUUCCGCAACUGCUGAAUUAUAUUAUGAAAUAGACAAUUUAACCCUUGCCUAUGACUAUUAUCUAUUAGCAUCUAAAGAACCAAAGAUUGAACAGAACAAGACGGGAAUGACUGCUCGAAUGAUGGUAGCUAGAUUAGCUUUAGGCUAUAUUCCUUCUGUACAAACUAAUGCUAGAGGUCUUCAAGAAUUACUUGAUACCAAGAAAACUAUUUGUCCUGAGGUUGCAUUUAAUAUACUAUCUGAGCUGGCUAUUCAAUAUCAAUUCUCUGAUGCAUUUCAACCCUUGGGUGUCUGUUAUUUGAACGGUACUGGUACUAAAGCAAAUGCCCUUCAGGCCGUUUUCUGGUUUCGAAAAUCAGCUGAAGAAUUCAACGAUCGUAUUGCUUAUUUUAACCUAGCCGAUAUAUAUGGGAGUGGACUUAUUGAGGGUAUCUCUGUUAAUAUUCGUUUAGCACUGACUUAUCUUGAAAGGAGUGCCGAAUUAGGAUAUACAGAAGCUCAAUAUCGUAUGGGCAUGAUUUAUCUUCACGGUGAAUAUGAUGAGAUACAAGUCGAUAAGCAUAAAGCUACUGAUUGGUUUAAAUUGGCUGAAUCCAAAUCACAUCCUGAAAGUGCAUGGAUGCUAGCGCAAAUGGCUAGCAUGAACCAUGAUCAUGAGUUGGAACUACACUAUCAAAGGAAGGCUGCCUCCUUAGGCCAUGUAUUCGCCAUGCGUGUUAUAGGACAAAAAUAUCUUGAACAGCUAGAUGCUCCCUUUUUGAAUGCACCAAUGCAACAACAAGAAUGUCUUGAGGAGGCCCUGAGGUAUUUACAUCUAGCAGGAGAUGCGGGUGAUACAGAAUCUCUUAUUAUCCUGGGGAAGGCCUAUAAUAAUUGUAUUAAAACAAAAAUUAAGUUUUCUCCUCCUCUUGUUACAAACGAAACACAUCAAUUGCCGCCUACCCCAAGUAGCACGCAAACUAGUCUUUGUGAAGAUAACGAAGAGAAUGAAUCUCGAUUCCAGAGUGAAGAGGAUGAGAAAAAUUUAGCAAUUCAAUGUUUUGAAAGAGCAUCACACUUGGGUGAUAUGAAUGCCACUUUAUACGCUGCAGAGGCUUGGUAUGAACAAAAGCAAUACGCCGCAGCAUUAGAGUAUUUUGAAAAGGCUGCAAGUCAAGGUAGUGUUCUUGCCCGCUUCUUUUGUGCACGUUAUUGUAUAGAGGGUUAUGGUGGCAUUGAGUUAAAUCCAGAAAAAGGUUUUCAGGAACUUUUAAUAUGUGCUAAUGAAUUAAAUUGUGUUCACGCUUAUAACACAUUGGGUCAAUGUUACGAAAAUGGGAUUGGCACUGAUAAAGAUGAUCAACUUGCAUAUGAAUGGUACAUCCGCUCUGCUGAGAUGACACACGAUGCUGAAGCUUACUACCGUAUUGCGCAAAUGUAUGCACAGGGACGUAUUUCAGCAUCAAAUAAAGAUAUUGAGGCCUUCAAGUUUUAUGAUUUGGCUGUUAAUGCAAAUCCUGAAAAUCAUGGACUGUCUUGUUAUUAUCUAGGAUUAUACUAUUUGAAGGGUAUUCCAAAGGAGGACGAUGACCUUCAUUCAUUUCUAUUAUCACCUGAUAUAUGCAUGUCAAUUGAAUACCUGCGAACUGCAUCCGACUUGAAUGUUCCAGAGGCUAUGCUUCAAUUAGGAACAUUGUUUUUGAAUGAAAAUUUUUGUAUAGAGGAACAAGAAGAAGGCUUUGCUAAACUUCAACUUGCUGCAGAACUUGGUUUACGUGAGGCUCAAUUUGAGCUCGGGCUUUUCUAUCAUCGUGGUAAAGAAGCAAAUAUAGAAGAAAGAGAUGACACUCAUCAAAAAGAGAAUAAAGAUGAUGAUGAUGAUGAUGAAUAUAUCAUUAUCCAACAAGAUUUCGAAAAAGCAUAUGAUCUAUUUUGUAGAUCUGCAGCACAGAGACAUCCUACAGCAACUUAUUACCUUGGUAUCUAUCACCAGCAUGGUAUCUUUGUUCCUCCAGAUCCAAUAAUUGCAUUAGAGCAGUAUGAAAUUGCUGUUCAGUUGUUUGAAAUUUAUAAGAAUGCACCUUAUCGUUGGCAAGCAGAAUACAACCUUGGACGUAUAUUACAUCAUGACAUCGAUAGUCGUACUCGAGCCUAUAAAUUAUUUCAAGCUGCACAUCAGCAUGCGCCACUCGAAUUUCAAUAUUUAUCAAAAAUGAUGAUUGCACGAUACCAUCUUUAUGGUUGGGCCAAUGAUGAUAUAACUUCUAUUCAAGCCAGUAAAGAAGAAGCCGCUGCUACUCUUAUCCAAUUUGCCAAAGAUGAAGACUUUGGAUAUCGUGUUUAUCUUGAUGUUGCUCAAUGCUAUGAAAAUGGUCUUGGAGUUGAACAAGAUUUGAAUCAAGCCUUCUAUUGGUAUAGUGAGUUAAUAAAUAAGUCGUAUUCAUUAGCAGACCAACAAAAAGAAAUCUUUUCUACUAUGAUGAUGCUUUUGGAUGAAGAAAUUGAAGAAGAUGAAGCUACAGCUAUGUUUAAAUUAGCGGAAUUUUAUCGAAGAGGUCUUGUCGAUAAAGUAGAUAUAAAGAAAGCAGAUGAUUUGUAUCGACUUGCUGCUAGUAAAGGAAGCUAUGCCGCACAAGAGCAUCUUUCUUUUAUACUUGAAAGAACUACAAUACACGAUUAAUUUAGGUCUAUUAUUAAUUAUCCAUUCAUUUUUUUUAGCAUUUUUUUAUUUAUUAUAUAUCCUUUUUUUUAUUUAUUAUUAUAUCCAUUGUAUUUAUAUUUACAGAUACUAUAUUUAUUUACUCAUGUUAUCCUGUCAUCGUAA